CCGCUCAUCGGCCCAGAAGGUUAGCCCACGGCCGAGGGCAGCCCAAGAACAGAGACACACUACCUCCAACUUUCCCCUUCUUCCUUCUCCCGGAAGAUUCCAGCUUCCUCUUCUUCCUCUGCCUGCGCUCCCAAUUCCUGUCGUCCCCUUCCCGCUCUCUCUCCAGAGGCACAGGCAACUCCUCCCCCUCUCCAAAUCGCGGCGAUCCCAAUCCCCUUCCUCUCCCAUUCCCCGCUGCGGCUGCCAUCCCAAUGAAGCCCACUACCAGAGCUGCGACCCCGCGGGGGUCGCCGCCUUCCUCCGCCGCCACCAGGCGCCACCGGGAGGCGGCAUUGCCGCUGGCGCUGGGGGACGUCACCAACCUCCUCCUCCCCGACACCCCGACCCCAAUCAAACCCAGGAGAACCUCCGCGGCCUCCGCCUCCGCCUCCUCCUCCACGGCCUCCGUCACGCCCGCGACCAAGCCGUCCUCCUCCGCCACGCCCUCCGUCACGCCCGCGCCCAAGCCUUCCUCCGCCUCCGUCCUUGAGGCUGAGCGCAGCGCCGUUGCAUCGCCGGCCAUCUCCACGCUUUACGCCACGCGCAGCAGGGCUACUGAGGCUCGGCGGACCACGAGGAACCCCACCGGCACCAACAGCAAGGGCAAGGAACCUGUUGCCGCUUCUGCUGCUGGAACAUCGAGCUUCCCCCAUCUUGGAAAAUCUACGAGCAGGAAAACCACUACGGCUCAGGAUUCUCAACUCAUUUCUUCUUCAGCUGUCACGCCCCCACCCAAACCUUCCUCUGCUGCCGCCCUUGAAGUUGAGGAGGAGCGCAGUUUGGUCGCGUCACCAUCCAUCUCCACGGUAUAUGCCAAGCGUAGGACUCCUGACGCUCAAGGGAUGAGGAGGAACUCCACCGGCGCAAACAACAGGGGCAGGAAACUUGUUGCUGCUGCUGGAACAGCGAGCUGCCCUCUUCUUGGAAAAGCUACUAGCAGGAAAACCUCAAUGGUCCAGGAUACUCAGCCCAUUUCUUCUUCAGCUCCUUGUCAUGAAGCUAAAAAGAAGCGGCCCUCUCGAAGCACACCCAAGUUACCAGAAGACUUUGUGAAGAAACAGAGAGCGUACUUUGCAGAUAUCGAUGCCUUUGAACUGGAAGAGGAAGAGGUCUCCAAAACUGACCUGGAGUGAGAGAACUGAAGCUGAUCCAUAGGUUUUCCUGAAAGUAUAUGACCUUUUCUGUACAGAAGGACACUCAGUGUUCCUUUUACAGUGUAGCUGCGAGUUAUGGUAGCAGGAUAUAUAGCUCUUGGAACAGGAGGCAGUGUAGACAUGUAGUGUACCAUAGUGAUUACUGGUCAAUGCUCCACUAGGCCGGUAAUGGUCCUUUGGUUAAUACUAGUGUGUUCGGCAGAUACUAGGGUCUGAAAACAAGGGGUAGCUUUGACUGUGUGAGAAAAAUGGGCCAGCUGACAGGACUAAUAUCUAUACUUUGUACAAUGCCAUCACA
Messenger RNA from Panicum virgatum (switchgrass), 1491 nucleotides. Its product is annotated as endochitinase A-like. The record is from RefSeq and is a predicted model, not a curated record. Bases 252 to 1172 code for a protein of 306 amino acids. NCBI's taxonomy places the organism in Eukaryota, Viridiplantae, Streptophyta, Magnoliopsida, Poales, Poaceae. The transcript has 6 exons.